UUCUCCACCUGUAAGAUGCUCUCCUCAGAUCCGCUGGGUUCCACGUGCGACUGCCCCCUGGGCUCCAAGGAGCGGGAGGAUGAGGAGGGCCCAUGGCGAGGAGGCUCUGGCCGGCCACCUCCAGACUGCGGCCCCAGCCCCUGGCGCCUCGACGUGGGCCUGGACUGCAAGGGCUGCCCCGAAGGGGCAGAGGCGCGGGCCUGGACAACCUACUACUAUAGCCUCCUGCAGCGCUGCCUGCAGCACGCUGGCCUUCCAGAGACCCAGGACCGCAGCCAGGUGCCCCAAACAGGCUGCCCUGGGGCAGAGGUGACCUUGUGCGUUCUGGGAUGCCCCAGCACCUUCCUGUCCGUGCUGCUGGAGGGCGGUGUCCAGAGUCCGGGAAACAUGCUUCUUUGCCUGUCCCCUGCUUGGCUGACGAAGGUGCCAGCACCGGGGCGGCCAGGAGAGGCGGCCCUGCUGGUCUCCAAGGCAGUGAGCUUCCACCCGGGGGGCCUGACAUUCCUGGACGACUUUGUACCCCAGCGCCAAGCCACCUACUUCCUGGCAGGCCUGGGCCCCAGGCCUGGCCUGGGCCAGGAAGCAGCCGAGCUCGCCCGCGACCUCACCUGCCCUACAGGAGCGUCAGCAGAGCUGGCCAGGCUGCUGGAGGACCGACUGCUGACAAGACAAUUACUGGCCCAGCAGGGCGGCGUGGCUGUGCCAGCUACCCUGGCUUUCACCUACAAGCCGCCCGCACUGCUUCGGGGAGGGGGUGCCAGCCCGGGACUGCGGCUGGUGGAGCUGAGCAGCAAAGAGGGCCAGGAGGCACUCGUGAAGGAGGAGGUCGGGGCCUUUCUGCACUCUGCGGUCCUGGGCGACGCCCUGCAGGUUGCCAUCAAGCUCAGCAGCUGGCGCUGGCGGGGGCGGCAGGCGUUGCGUCUGCACCCACGCGCAGAGAUGGGCACAGUGGUGGGCACAGUGCUGGCGUUGCUGGAGAAACUGGAGGAGGAGGAGAGUGUCUUAGUGGAGGCUGUGUGCCCACCCGCCCGGCUGCCCUUCCCAGGCAGCCCCCCAGCUGGCCCCGAGCUGGCUGUGCGGAUCUGUGCUGUGGUGUGUCGGACACAGGGUGACAGGCCUCUGCUGAGCAAGGUGGUGUGCGCCGCGGGCCGUGGGGACCGGCCUCUGCGGCACCAGAACUCUUUGCCGCGGACGCUGGAGGUGGUGCUGGCCCAGUGUGGCCUGGGCGACGCGGCCCAGGUGGCGGUUGUGCGGCAGCGCGUCAAGGCGGCGGCUGAGGCCGCUCUGGCCGCCGUGCUGGCCCUGGAGGCUGGCCUGAGCGCCCCGCAGCGCGGCGGGCGUCUGGCUGGCACGGACUUCCUCGGCGUAGACUUCGCGCUGACGGUGGUGGGUGGCACGCUGACUCCGGUGGCCCUGGAGCUGAACAGCGGCCUGUGCCUGGAAGCGUGCGGCACUCUCGAGGGGCUCUGGGCAGCCCCGCGCUCGAGGCCGGCGACCGAGGAGGCGGCGGCCGCCGCGCCACUCGUGGAGACCAUGCUGCGGCGUUCGGCCCGCUGUCUCAUGGAGGGAAAGCAUCUGCUGGUGGUCGGCGCGGGCGGGGUCAGCAAGAAGUUCGUGUGGGAGGCGGCGCGCGACUACGGGCUUAAGCUGCACCUGGUGGAGUCAGACCCCAGCCACUUUGCAUCCCAGCUGGUGCAGACCUUCAUCCACUUUGACGUGACAGAGCACCAGAAGGAUGAGGAGAACGCACGGCUGCUGGCGGAGAUGGUGCGGGCGCGCGGCCUGCAGCUGGAUGGCUGCUUCUCCUACUGGGACGACUGCCUGGUGCUCACAGCCUUGCUCUGCCAGGAGCUGGGUCUGCCCUGCAGCCCCCCAGCCGCCAUGCGCCUGGCGAAGCAGAAGAGCUGCACCCAGCUGCAUCUGCUGCACUGCCAAGGCCCGCCCUGGCCUGCACCCUCCCUCCACGCUGUGCCUUGCUGCCCGCUGGAGAGUGAGGCCGAUGUGGAGAGGGCUGUCCGCCAGGUGCCCUUGCCAGGCGUCAUGAAGCUGGAGUUUGGCGCAGGUGCAGUGGGCGUGCGGCUGGUGGAGGAUGCACCACAGUGUCACCAGCACUUAUCCAGGAUCACCCACGACCUGCAGGGUGAGGCAGACCACCCUGGCAUUGGGCUGGGCUGGGGCAACUCCAUGCUGCUGAUGGAGUUCAUCGAGGGCACGGAGCACGAUGUGGACCUGGUGGUGUUUGGCGGGAGAUUGCUGGCUGCCUUUGUCUCUGACAAUGGCCCCACGCGGCUACCUGGCUUUACUGAGACGGCAGCCUGCAUGCCCACUGGACUGGCUCCGGAGCAGGAGGCGCAGCUGGUGCAGGCGGCCUUCCGCUGUUGCCUGGGCUGCGGGCUGCUGGAUGGGGUCUUCAACGUGGAGCUCAAGCUGACCAGGACUGGGCCUCGGCUCAUCGAGAUCAACCCCCGCAUGGGUGGCUUCUACCUGCGAGACUGGAUCCUGGAGCUCUACGGUGUGGACCUGUUGCUCGCUGCUGCUAUGGUGGCCUGCGGCCUGCGGCCUGCCUUGCCCACCCACCCACGGGCCAGUGGCCACCUGGUGGGCGUCACUGGCCUGGUAUCCCAGCACCUGCAGGUGCUGAGUUCCACUGCCAGCCCAGAGGUUCUGCAGGCUCUUCAUGACCGGGGCCUGGUGCGUUUCAAUCAGUUUGCAUCUUUAGAGGAGGUCCGGGUGCCCGGCGAGUACGAGGAGCCCUACUGCAGUGUGGCCUGUGCUGGGCCCAGCCUGGCCGAGGCCCGCCUCCGUCUGCUGGGCCUCUGCCAGGGCCUGGGCAUCGAUGGGCCCCACUACCCCAUCGCCCAUUUCCUGUCCCACUUCAAAUAG
Messenger RNA from Pteronotus mesoamericanus, 2883 nucleotides. RefSeq names its product carnosine synthase 1 (gene CARNS1). The transcript has 9 exons. Lineage: Eukaryota; Metazoa; Chordata; Mammalia; Chiroptera; Mormoopidae. The coding region runs from base 16 to 2883 and encodes 955 amino acids. Gene Ontology annotation, molecular function: ATP hydrolysis activity; carnosine synthase activity; metal ion binding. The record is from RefSeq and is a predicted model, not a curated record. Gene Ontology annotation, biological process: carnosine biosynthetic process.